This is a messenger RNA of Venturia canescens, 1287 nucleotides long. Its product is annotated as sentrin-specific protease 1-like. The coding region runs from base 1 to 1287 and encodes 428 amino acids. The record is from RefSeq and is a predicted model, not a curated record. Gene Ontology annotation, molecular function: deSUMOylase activity. NCBI's taxonomy places the organism in Eukaryota, Metazoa, Arthropoda, Insecta, Hymenoptera, Ichneumonidae. Gene Ontology annotation, cellular component: nucleus. Gene Ontology annotation, biological process: proteolysis; protein desumoylation. The transcript has a single exon.
AUGGACGCGUCUACACAGACCAGAUGCCAAACGGAGAAAAAGCACUUUUCCCAGCAAACCGGGCAAGAAGGAGGUUGGGACGGCACACAAGAAGAGGAGACAGUGAAAGAAGUCGAAAGGAUAAGCAGGGGAAAGGAGGAAGAAAAAAGAGCAGGAGGCAAACACCGAGGAAAGAGAAAUCAAAUAAAAUCGCAGAACUCAGAUACCCAAACUGAGCGGGUAAAAGACAAGUCAGUCCAAGUCUUCAGGUGGCGUGCGAUAAAAAUCGACGUAGAGGAGAAAAGGAGGUCGAACAAAGAGAGAGUGUUGGAGCUGACACGACAGCAUCGGCGAGUUGAGAAUAUUCCAAUGGAGACGACAGUGUCGAACAAAAUCUCUCCAACGCAAAACAAACCCUACGUAUCACCGAUGCUGCUUCCCGGACCCGAGCCUUCAACGUCAAAGAAAACGAAGGAAGAAACGAACCAAGAGAAAAGGGUACAAGAAACAGAGGAAAGAAAAAGAUAUAAGGAAAAGAUGAAUAAUGACGGGAGAGAGUGGACUCAAUGGAAAGUUGGCGAGUUCCACUGGGAGAGGAAAACAAAGAGCCCGGUAAAGGAAAUACAUGCUACAGAACAAGAGCUAAUUAAAGACAGGAAUACGAAAGAGGGAGUAGAAGGUAAAAAAGAAAGAAAACAAAUGACGGAUAAGAAGAACAGAGCGAUACAAAAAGAAAGCUUGGUAACUCUCGAAAAAAACAACUGGAUCAAUGACGAAGUUAUCAACAUAUGCUUGGAAUUGAUUAUGGAACGAGCGAAUCGGGUUCGUGGGAAUUUCAAAGUGCAUUGUAUGAACACCUUUUUCUUCCCCCGUUUAAAGGCCGGGGGUUAUGACGCCGUGAAGAGAUGGAAAAAAAAUACCAAACUUCUUUCUUUCGAUCUGAUCUUGAUACCACUACAUUUCGGAAAUCAUUGGUGUCUGGCCUCCAUCGACCUCACAAAAAAGAAUAUCAACUAUUUCGAUAGCCUACUAGGUGAAAAUGAAGAUUGCCUGGUAACUCUUUUCGACUACAUCACCAGGAAAGCCGAGGAGGAAGAAUGCAAGGAAUGGCAACCUCAACAAUGGAACUUUAUCUACAAAAAGAGGAUUCCCCGUCAAAGCAAUAAUCAUGAUUGUGGGGUCUUCGUGUGUUUAUUUGCGGAAUAUGAGGCGGCUGGACGGGAGUUAGAUUUCACACAAAAAGAUAUCGCGAACAAAAGAAAAAAAAUCGCUAGUGAAAUCAUAGCCGGCGAAUUAGAGAGCCGUUAA